Molecule: messenger RNA, 1971 nt
Organism: Sardina pilchardus (European sardine)
Lineage: Eukaryota; Metazoa; Chordata; Actinopteri; Clupeiformes; Clupeidae
Product: sodium channel subunit beta-4-like
Exons: 6
Coding region: 525-1232 (235 amino acids)
Biological process (GO): regulation of ventricular cardiac muscle cell membrane repolarization; regulation of sodium ion transmembrane transporter activity; cardiac muscle cell action potential involved in contraction
Cellular component (GO): voltage-gated sodium channel complex; plasma membrane
Molecular function (GO): sodium channel regulator activity; transmembrane transporter binding
Source: RefSeq, a predicted model, not a curated record
AGCGUUCCGUCCAGGAACACACACACGCACGCACACACACACACACACACAGACACGCACACACACACGCUCGCACGCACGCACGCACGCAGGCAGACACACGCGGGGAGAGGGAACGUCUCAGAGCGGAGCAGAGCACUGGCUGCUCUUUCCCUGGAUACCGUCUGACUGCACUCUCUCCUUCAGCCUGCGGACUGCCCUCUGCCUGGACUUACUCACCUGCGCAGUGGAAAAGGGCUGUUCUGAGGGGUCCGGGAGCCAGCCAGACGGAAUCAGGCCAGACGGAACCUGGUCCAGAGCCAGACGGAACGUACAGAACACGGAACACACGUACGGAACACGCGCCGUCAGCGCUCCUUGCCUUGGCACUCUCGCCUUUGGAACUUUCUGCGUCACAGCGUGAUUGCGAAACGGGAGUCGGGCGGGAACGAACGCUACUUGCGACGGAGCCUGGUGUGGAACGUCCGGCCAAAAGGGGUUACGGUGCGGUGCGUGGACGCAGACACAGACACAGACGCACAGCCAUGGAGGUCAGGAGUACCAGUGUCCAGCCGCGGUGCACGCCGCUCUCGGCCCGCCUCAGGGCCAGUCUGCUGCUCACGCUCGUCCUGGGUGUGUGGUGUGGUCAGGCUCUGGAGAUGAUCACAGGGAAGAUCCCUUACCUGGAGGCGGUCAACGGAAGCACCGUCCUGCUGCCUUGCAAGUACGCCAGUUGCGUGGGCAUCCAGGACCUCUUCUUCCGCUGGUCCUUCAACGACACCGACCCCAGCAACAGGCUAUGUGAAGCUGUGAUCAAAGACGAGUACACAGAGCCUAGAGAAGUGCACAUCUUCAAGGACCGUGUGGAGCUUGUGGGCUCCACCAAGGCUCCAGACCAAAAUGUCUCCAUCUUGCUCUACAACAUCACCUUUGAGGAUGGAGGAGUCUACACCUGCUAUGGGAAGAACCCCAAAGAGAAGGGCAGAUUCCACAACGCCACCUUCACCCUGGUGGUGGUCGAUGAAUUGAAGGUGGUGGACAACAGUUUGGGCAUCCUGAUCGCCUCCUGUGUGGGCGGCUUCAUCGGCCUGCUCGUGUGCUACGCUCUGAUCAAGAACUUGACUCUCUUCAUUAUCGCAAAAUUAGACGAGAAAAAUAAAGAGUGCCUUGUGACGUCUUCAGGGAUCGAUAACACAGAAAAUGGCCUCUCAGGAUCCAAAUCGACGCCCAAACCCACACCAAAGAAAGCCUGAGAGCCUGCAUGUAUGUAGAUUCCCAUAGAACAAAAGCAAAACAAAGCAAAGCAAAACAAAACAAAACAAACAAAAGAGAACAAAAUCAUCCAAAACGCAGUACCCUCCCUCUUGAGUCAUACCUCUGCAGAAUGAUGCCAAAUGCAGGAGGGGCUUGAGAUGAGCGCCCCCCUCUGGCCACAUGCCUCUACAGUCCUCCUGCUCCCAUCUACCACACUAGGCACCAAACAUGAGAGCCCACACAUUACUAAGCAAUAGGCUGCAACCACACCUCCUGUAUUUCCACAUGGUCUGAUUUGCCUAACAGCCUCCCACGUCCUUGUGUCACUGCAUCUUUAUUUCUCUCUCUCUGCGACGUAUGUGCUCGGAGUACGUCUCUUAGGGCGUCAUUUUGUUUGUUUUUAUUGCACCUUAUCCUCUCUAGUGCGAAGGGAAAGUGGAUGCCCUCCGUGGCUCCUGGUCUAGACCCGCGGUGCUUCUUUUGCAGACGCAGCUAUAGGACAUAUCAACUCAUGCUUCUCUCUCAGGUGUAUGAAUCAAUUCGGAGGGAACUCUUCACGUAUGCAUAUGUUUCUAUAUGCACUUGUGUGGUCGAAUGGUACACAGAACCAUGUGGGACUGUUUUUCUUAUGAUAAUGUAAAAAAAUGGUAAUAUAGCAUAUAUUUAUUUUAUGCAAACUAUGCUUGAGACAGGGAUAAAUGUAAGCUGUACUUUUUUUUCUCUUCUGGGCUGGAUUAG